AUGCUUUCAUCAACAGUGAAAGCAAAAACCAAUCGUUGUACGAUUCUCCGGUCCGAAGCCAUGCUGCGGAAAACGCAGCGGUUGCGGGCAGCCCUGCCUGGGCUGGUCCGGCAGUGGCAUCGGUUGACUCGCAAUGGCCGUGGAUUCAGCACAGGCGAAGUGCAAUCGAGAUCCGGAUCAUCCUUAGCUGGUGUAGUCGGUGGCUUUGCUGUGGGUGCAAUCACAGCAGGUGCCACAGCAUACUAUUUCUUGCAGGCUCCAAGCACUCCGCCCGAGAAAGGGGCCACGAAGGUGAAGCAGGAGAUUGCAACGCCGGUGGCCAAAGAGAAGCCACAGGUGGGGCUACUUCGGCCAUCGGAUGCCUUGGGUUUUGAUUUGGAGGUCCAAUUUCUUGAUGAACUCUCAGCGGAGAAAAGCAGUGAAGCAAAGGCCGAGAAAGUUGUUGAGGUCGAAGAGACCAUCGAGAUGGAGAAGACUGAGAAGACCAUUGUAGAGUCGACUAAGGAAGUUGUGCCUGAGCCAACCCCAGAGGAGAUUGAGGAGGCCAACAAGAAGAAGGAGAUGUUGAAGAUCUUGCAGGUCCAAAGCGCAGAGGUGUCUUCAUUGGCCUCCAAUGCCUUGCAACAGGUGGAAACGGCUCAUCAGAGCAGCUCCCAGAGGAGAGAAGCAGCCUUGGCGCGACUGAAACAUGUUUUAGAAGUGGGCGACAUGAGCCUCAUUGCAGAGGCCUUGGCGGAGGCAAAGGCCGCAGCUGUUCCAAGUGGUGCAGCGGGUUUCCCAGGGGAUGGAAGGGAUGGCACCACAGCCAUCAUGGGGCCAUGGGGCACGAACUUUCACAGCGGAAUGGCGCACCAAGGCCGAGAUGAUGUUGGCAGAAGGAAUUUCGUGUCGAACCACAACAAGCACGGGCCGCCGAACUUGAACGAUGUCAAGGGAAGAGCCGGAAGGACGGAGUCUGUGCAGGAGCUGGAGCAGCGCCUGGUGGAGCUGACGCGCAUGUUGGCGUCUGCCAGGUUGCAUUCCAAGGCGCGUUUGGAGCAGGCGUUGCAGACAAAGAUGACGCAACACGAGUUGCAAGCCUUGAAAGCGCUCUAUACAUCUUUGAAGGAAGCCGAGAAGGACUUUGACCAGGCAGCCGAGGUUGAGUUCCAAGAGUUAAAGCAGGAACUGAGAAAGCAGCAGGAGGGCAUCCUGCCAUACCUUGACACAUUUGACACAGCCACAGUCACCAGACAGCACGGCUCCUGUGUGGUGCCGGUCGAUGUCUCGGAAACGAUGUCCAACUCCCCUCAAAAGGGGAGAGCCUUUCGGAAGCAGGGCACGGACUUGAGCUCCGCCAGCAGCGCCAUCAGCACCUUGAGUUUCUCUGCCAAUAGCUUCAAUGCCGCGUCUUUUGGGGCAUCUAUUGGCUUGCAACGGCGGUCGACCAUUGAGGGGCACACUCCGAUGGAAGAUUUGCAGAAUAGCAAUCGAAUCGAACAAAAGGAGGCGACAAGAUGCCGUGAGAUGUUAAGAAAUAUUGAAAAGGGUACCAACACUGAGCCGAUCAACCAGGAGUUCCGCAAGUGCUUUCUCUUCAAGAAUCGCUUGGUCACACAAUGUCAAGUCCUUCACUUUGCCGUGAUGGAGGCCGCCAGGCUUCAAAAUGGACGUUGCGUGAGACAAGUGCUGGAAGCAAAAGCAGACGUCUUUAGCAAAGCUUUGUAUAUGACUGUCAAGAAUGAUGCAGCAUACGAGACGGAACUCAAUGCCAUGCACAUCGCUGCAGGAUUGGGUUCUUGCGAAGCAAUGGAGGCAUUGAGCCAUGGUACUGCUGAAAGCGAUCUGCCACGGCUCGUCUCAAGCCAUGCCACCGUGAAUAUCAAAGGCAGCCCGGAUCGCUUCAACUUCUACUGCCCAAUCCAUGACGCUGCCUACUUGGGGCAGAAAGAUGCAGUGCUAUGGCUGCUUCGACACAAAGCUCAAGCUGAUGCGCAGAACAAGGAUGGAUGCACACCCUUGCACUUCAUCGCACUCAUCGGAGGCCGUGGGAGUUUGAUGGAUUCCGAUGUUCAAGAAGUGGUCACGGAAUUGCUGGAGCACAAAGCCAAUUUGGACGCGCGGUCCUUCUCGGCUAAGUCACCGUAUCCAUGUGAUCCGUUCCUUCAGCAGAAGAUUCCUUUGGAGAUUGCCGCAGAGACUCAGUAUCCCAAGGAUUUGAUGUAUCUGAUGGCAGCUUCUUACCAGUCAACGAGACUGGACGUUCCGCGAGCCUUUGCGGAUAUACGACUGCUGUCAAACUGCAACAUGAAGGUUGCAGAAGUUUUUGCGCAUGAUUUGGUUGCGCGGGCGAAGAAUGAUCAGCAUAUGCGGGACAUGAUCAUUAAGGAAGCACAAAUGAGCGGAGCAGUGGAUCGCAUUGCAGCCCUGCUCUAUAUGGUGCCAAGCGCUGGAGCUGCCCUCCUGGACAUGCUGACAGUGCCACCCAUAGUACAAGAUGCUGCAAAGCAUCCCUUGCCCUCACGUGCAGCAUUACACACUGGGCCUGUCCGCUGCACCUACCAGCCCGACGUGGUAAAGCGGCGGCAAUUGACGUGGCCGCAGUGGGAGUAUGAUGCCGAUAAUCAGGUGUACAAGGAGUGGCACUCAGCCUUCGUCCCACCCCGGGUUGGUGGUGUGCGGCAAGACAACGUCUAUGAUGUAGAUGUGAAGGUGGUUUUGCUUCCAAACUUGUUGGAUGUCGACAUCUUUAUGGCGCUGACUCGUACCUGGGAGACCGACAACCACGUCUUUGCCAAGCUGCCCAUCCAGGGCGCCAUCUACUGCCUGUGGGACAAGUUGGUUUGGCCUAUCUUCGCUUCAUCAUGGCUUUUCAUGGGUGUAGAACUUGCCGUUUUGUUACGAUGGGGAUUGCAGACCAGCGAGGCCGAGAAAGCCAGCAACUCUCUGCAAAAUCUUCAUUUGUAUUGGUCGAUCCUUCUUGCAGGUGCAGAAAUCUUUGUGGCAUCCGCAUCCUGGCCAAAAAAACGCGAGAUGGAAGUGUUUGAUGCGUCUUGUCGCCUUCUGCUGGUGAUGCCUUGCGUUUGUGACUCCUUCUUCUCAAACCCUGAUCCAGUGAUGUCAGAGUGGGAGCAGGGACUUCUGGCCAUCAACACCUUCGCUCAGGGGUUUGCAGUGACCUACAUGUUGCGGCUGCUACAUCGCUUCAAAAGGAUCUUGGCUAUUUUUAAAACCUUCUUCAGCCGCACCAUUCUGGAGAUGCUCCUGAUCGCAGUCAUGAUAUUUGCCUCUUUCUCCUUCGCCUUCCUGACCUUGAUCCGAAGGGAACAUGCUGCUUGGACUGUGACCUAUCUCUAUCGAGGCCUCAUGUUUGGGGACGGCGAUGGCCUUGACCGUAUGGGUCUCAUGCUGGGAGGAAGUGAUGAGGACAACAAAGCGGCGCUAGUCCUAUUUAUGGUGUGCGGCACAAUACUGUUCAACGUCACCAUCCUAAAUUUGGUCAUUGCCAUCUAUGGCAACGAGUACGAGCAGGUCAAUGCUGAGACGGAGCUACAUUUUAUGAAAGAGCGAGCCAAAUAUUGUUUGAUCUACGUCGAAAUGUUGCACAAACAGCGCCUUUUGCACAUUGUUCAAGAAAUUGCAGAAGUGAGCAGUAUGGAGCAAGUGCCCAUGUUUACCAAACUGGUGCUGCUCCUUACGCAAUCUCUUCUCCAAAUCUUAGAGCUGCAGAAGAAACUGAUUAGUUUAUUGCAACCUCUGCGUCGGUAUCAGAUCAUCACAGCUGUCCUGUUGGUGGCGAUUGCAGCGCUACCCUGGAUUUGCAGCUUGCUGUACCGAGUGCUGAACGCGUUGCCUAUCACCAGUGCAUUCCUGCUCUCCACGGCGCAGAUUGCGUGGCAGGCCAUGUUGAUCCAAGCCGAUUGGUUUCAACCCGAUGCGCCCGAGUUGGCGCCCGGCAUUGCUGUGGCGCAGACCAACGGUGACUUGGAGGGUAUCGUCGAAGGACCUGCUGAAGGUGGCAAAUGGACGGUGAAAAGUCGAGAUGGGUCCUUCGAGGCGAGUGAAAGCCAGCUUCAAAUCAAAAAUGCGAGCUUUUUGUGGAUUUGCCAUCGAUCGGACUACGACGAGGCAUUUUUUCAGAGGACUGAAGAGGUCUCCCGCCGCGAUCUGGAGCACGUUUCCCAUCAGUUGGAUGAAACCAAGCAGAAACUCGAAGACCUGGAGAGAAACUUGAGCGUCAAGCUGGACGUGCUCAUGAGGCUCAUGGGUGACGGCUCCCAAAACUCGGACCCAUGA
This is a messenger RNA of Cladocopium goreaui, 4275 nucleotides long. Lineage: Eukaryota; Dinophyceae; Suessiales; Symbiodiniaceae. The record is from the annotation of a GenBank genome assembly.